GGGAGUCCAACGUGGCAGAGGCCUGCGUUCAGUUGGCUCCAGCACUCAACCGUCGACGGGUUCGUUCCGCUCCGCUCUGCUUUUUUAGCCUUUCGCUUGGCAUUCUAGUGGUAAAUCUGGGAUCCACAAAAUCUUCGGUCACGACAUCUUUUUGGUUAGCAGUGGCAUAUAGAACCUGUUUGGCCGCCUCGUGGAUUUUUUGGGGCAGCAGGUUCUCUGUUUCUGUAGUGAAUCCACUGAAAAUCCAGUGAAAAUCCCCAUCAAACAAAUCAGAGAUAAGUGAAAAUCUCACCCGCGAAACAAUAAAAUGGAUGAUCAGCACGGGAAUCUCCGAGAAAAUGGUAGAGAAACCAAUGGAAAGCAGGCCAGGAUCGUUUCGGGAUUGGAUCGCCCGCUGAAGACUCCUCCGCCAGGGGAACAAACGAGGGCGGUGAGACGUCAGGUGAUCGCUGUUAUCCUGGCCAACAUAGGUGUCUUCUCCACCGGAAUGACCUUGGCCAUGCCCACUGCCACCCUGCCUCAGCUGAAGGACGUCACGCAGCCUGUCCAUCUGAAUGAUUCACAGGCCUCCUGGUUCGCCUCGGUCAACGCUCUAUCGGCACCUCUGGGCGGUUUACUCUCCGGCUUUUUACUGGACAGAAUCGGACGAAAGAGGUCCUUGAUAGUGCUCAAUGUGCUCACUAUCCUAGCCUGGAUUCUGCUGGCCACUCCCAGUUCGAGCGACUCGGAAGCCUUCUUUUGGCAGCUCAUCGUCUCGCGAUUUAUGCUGGGUAUCGGCAUGGGAUUGGCCAGUGCUCCGCCAGGAGUGUAUGCAGCCGAGAUCAGUGUGCCCAAGACGAGGGGCAGUCUCAUACUGGGCACCUCCAUUUCAGUGGCCGGUGGCAUAACGAUUCUCUACGGAAUUGGCUACUGCAUUCGGGAUGACUUCCGGCUGAUUGCUCUGAUCUGCUGUGGCUACCAACUGGUGGCGCUGCUCUGCGUGCUGCCCCUUCCGGAAAGCCAUUGCUGGCUUCUGGCCAAAAAGCGGGUGACGGAGGCUAAGAGAUCACUGAACUACUUCCGAGGCUUCAGCAAAUCGGAUGAAAUCACCCACCCUCUGGUGCUCGAGGAAUUCCAGAUCCUGCAGAAAUCCCUGCAGCAGCGGGACGCCGAGGUGAAGGAGUCCUUCUGGCGGAGUCUCAAGGAGCCGGAGGUCCACAAGCCACUGCUCAUCCUGAUGAGUCUUUUUGCUUUCCAGCAGCUAACCGGAAUCUUUGUGGUCAUCGUGUUUGCCGUGCAAAUAUCCUCGGAGGCGGGCAUCGAAAUCGAUCCCUUCAUGUGUGCCGUGCUCAUUGGAUUGGCUCGCCUGGUCACCACCUGUCCCAUGGGAUACAUCCUGGAGUUGUGGGGUCGUCGGAGGGCAGGCAUCAUCUCCACCGUGGGCAUGUCCAUCUGCAUGUUCCUCUUGGCGGGACACAGUCAGUUGGACUUCCUGAAGGCGGUUCCUUACCUCCCGGUGGUCUCCAUCGUGGGUUUUAUAGUACUCAGCACUCUGGGCUUGUACACACUGCCCUUCUUCAUGAUCUCCGAGCUCUUCCCGCAAAGGGUCAGGGGUCCUGCUUCGGGACUCACGGUGGCCGUGGGCAUGUUCAUCUCCUUCGUGGUCCUUAAGACCUAUCCCGAUCUCAAGAAGUCCUUCGGAGUGUCCAGCUGCUUCAUCUUCUUCGGGGUCAUGGCUGUGCUGGCCCUCAUCUUCAUCUACUGGGCUCUCCCGGAGACCCGGCGUCGCACCCUUCUGGAGAUCGAGGAACAGUUCCGCUCGGGUCGCAGUCGCAAAUCUCAGAACCAGGCUGAUGUCGAAAUGAAGGAGGUUUUUGUCCGCAGGCCGGAGGAGUAAUGUUUUCGGGAAUAAAUGGGUUAAGAGAGAAAUAAAUUAACUUAAGUAGAACCCGUCGAGUGCUUAGUACUGUGAUAGACAAUAAACAAAAGCCACAAGACAAAAAAUAAAAACAA
Molecule: messenger RNA, 1992 nt
Organism: Drosophila takahashii
Lineage: Eukaryota; Metazoa; Arthropoda; Insecta; Diptera; Drosophilidae
Product: solute carrier family 2, facilitated glucose transporter member 8
Biological process (GO): carbohydrate transport; transmembrane transport
Cellular component (GO): membrane
Molecular function (GO): sugar transmembrane transporter activity
Source: RefSeq, a predicted model, not a curated record